AUGUCCCAAAGCCAGGGUAAGUAGGUUUAAAAUCAGCAAGCAUUCAGACGUUGAAACUUGCAGUUUGAUAACGCAUUUCUCGGUUUUGUUCGUGUUAAACUGUCGGAUGCACCUUAACACAUUCAGAGGGCCGUUUGGUGGAUAAUCUGCUAGAAGAUGAAGUUGAGAAAGAGAGUCUGCUCGCAAAACCAACUUGUUUUAUCGUAGUUGGGAAACCGGUAAGUGCUCUCUCUCUCUCUCUCUCUCUCUCUCUCUCUCUCUCUCUCUCUCUCUCUAUAUAUCUAUUUAUAUAUAUAUAUAUAUAUAUAUAUAUAUAUAUAUAUAUAUAUAUAUAUAGAGAGAGAGAGAGAGAGGGACUAAAACUAUAUAUAAAUUUAUACACACACACACACACACACACACACAGACACUGAGCUCUCAGUGUUCCGGCUAUAUAUUUUUUCAUAUGUAUUUUUGUAUGUAUUUGUAUUUUUAUAUAUUUUUGCAUAUAUAUAUAUAUAUAAACUUGCAUAUAUAUAUAUAUAUAUAUAUAUAAUAUAUAUAUAUAUAUAUAUAUAUAUAUAUAUAUAUAUAUAUAUAUACAUACAUACAUACAUACAUACAUACAUACAUACAUACAUACAUACAUAUAUAUAUAUAUAUAUAUAUAUAUAUAUAUAUAUACAUAUAUAUAUACAUACAUACAUACAUACAUACAUACAUACAUAUAUACACACACACACACUGAGCUCUCAGUGUUCCGGCUACAAUGAAGGGUUGACUUCACAUUGUUUCUGCAGGGUGUUGGCAAAUCCACCCUGGCAAAAAAACUUGCAGAGUCCUGGAAGUGCAUCCUUAUUGAUGGUAAGUCCAACUUAAGUACUGACCUUUUCAUUUUCAAAAUAAUUCCAUCCCUUCUCAUCAGCUUCUUUUGUUUCAGAUACAGAUCUGCUCAAUACACACAUCAAAAAUAAAAAGGAGCAAGGGGCAGGAGUAAGUAUCAUAUGUCAGUGCCGCAGGACAAAAAUGUUCAUUUCAACGUAGUUUUCACAUAGUUUCUUUCUUUCUUGCUUUCGUCCUUUCUUUCUUUCUUUCUUUCUUUCUUUCUUUCUUUCUUUCUUUAAUUCAAUUUAUUUUAUUUUUCUAUUCCAGCUCUUAAGUAUUUUAUCUGGGGGUAGAAGUUUACCAGAAGACCUUGUGCUCCAGCUUAUUAUUGCAAGGCUAAAUUCACCAGAUGUGGAGCACUAUGGUAACUUGAGUAAAACACUGUAAGAUGGAUGCAAAGUUUACAAUUCAAAACAUGGCUUGGUUUACAGUACAUGUGUUCUUAUUCAGGGUAUGUACUGAGCUGCCUGCCGUUCAUGUCAGAAGAGUGUAAGACAAUUCCUGAGCAGAUUCAGCUGAUCAAAACCCUUAAACUAUCACCUGACUUCAUCAUCAAUAUCAAGGUUACCUCUAUUUACUUCAAAUUUAUACUUGUAUAAAGCAGUGAUGCAUAGUGUUUUAGUCAUCUUUCAGAAUAAAUUCUGUAAGCGUAUGCAUUUUAUAUCAUUUACUGUUAACAGUUGUUUAAUCUUUGGUGGUUUAGUAAUGGAUAUAACACUUUCAUUUUCCACCAGUGUCCAGAUAAAGACCUCAUUAAAAGGCUGUCAGGUCUCAAGCAGCACCCAGAGACAGGACAGCUGUACUACAGAGACCAGUGGAAGCAUGAGGGUAUCUCCUCUAAGAAGAUGGAGAAAAACAAUGAGGAAGAGGAGGAGGAGGAGGAGGAGGAGGAGGAGGAGCAGGUACAGCUUACUGGUGAACAACAGUUGUCACUGACUUUGAUAUCAUAGUAUGUCUAUGAUGGUCUGCUGAGAAUGCUGUUAUUUGAUGCAUUUCAUAUGUUGUAUUAUUAAGUUUUGUUUUUGUUUGUUUGUUUUGUUUUGUUUUUCUGUUUUGUUUUGUUUUUUUAUUUUUAACUUCUUUUUAAGAUAUUUUAUCCAAUCAUUAAUUCUUAUCAAAACUUUUCGGGGCAUGUAGGGUGGGGGAGAGGAACUCGGAAAGGAUAUUACUGACCAGAUGAUAUGGACACCAGAGAAUUUGCCAGAAAAUGUUUUCAGUCGCAUCAAGAUGUACCAGGACACAAUACUUAGACCACUGGAGGUGACUAACUGAGAGCUCUUACCUAUGAUGUCAUUGAGUUGUGCUAGUCCUGUGAGAACAUAUUUCAUUUCUCGGACAACAUAAUUUAGUUUUUUUAUUUAUUAAUUGCAGUUGCAUGGUACAUUUGGAAAGCUUGCUGUGGACAAAAGGAUAUUUUUUCUAUAAACCAAAGCGCAGAGGAAUUUUCAGUAUUGUUUGCAUGUCCUGCAUUGAGAUCGAUGUAAACAUAAUUUUCUUUGUUGCAAAAGAAACAUUUAUUUUUUUAAUUUUGAAACAAAGAAAGAACAACUACUACAUAAGCUAAACUGUAUGAUUUCAGGUGAGGAUAAAAAAACGUAGAGAUAGCAUUAUUUUAUCCUCAGUUAAAAUCGUACAGUUCAACUUAGUUGCUCAUGCUUUGUGUUUCAAAUAUAAAUAAAUAAAUGUUUCUUUUGCAACCAGAGAAAAAAUUAAGUUUACAUCAAUAGUUAAAAAGAGAAGCAGACGUAGUGAGUUAAUGAACAACUCUUAGGUUCUGUUCCUUUAUCAUUAAAAUUAAGGCAUUUUUCCACCACACUUGUUUGUCAGUUGUUGUAAUUUUAUUGAUUUUUUAUUUUUUUUUAGGGCUACAUGACAAACCAUAAUCCCCUCUACCUGUUGGAGCUGGAUGGAAACUUGAUGCCCGAAGAGUUGCACUCCGUAAAUACCUAUAGUAUAAACACUUGAGAUAAAUAAACAACCUUCAGGAAAUAUAUAUGCUCCAGAAUUACAAACAGUACAACAAACAACAGGAAUCUGUGACCAUACAGUUUUUAUUUUGGAAAAAUUCUAGUCCUCUGCUUGUUUAAAUGUGUUAAGACGGUGUGUUUGAGUCUAAAUAUACAUGUUUGAUGAUAUAAGUCUGUUGACUGCUUUGUCUCCAGUGUGUUAUGUCACAUCUUGGAUCCAUGGCAAUAAAGCGUGUCUCAGUUCCAGUCCCCCUGCACCAUGCUGAAGAAGAAUUACCAGACCACAUUGAAACGGUCUGCUGUUUAAAAAAUUCAUAUUUCAACUAGAAUUUUAAACUGGUGUAAAGUGAUGCAAAAACAAAUGAUGAUCUGGAUACCCUCCACUUUAAAUUAACCCUUAAUGCCUUCAUGUUUAAAUCUCUUUUUCAGGAGGAUCUGCUAAGGCUUAUGUCUUCUUCCAGAGCAGUGGCCCCAGGCUUCCGGUGGAGAAGGAGCCGCUGGGGCCGGACUUGCCCUGUUGCUCUGAGGGAAGGCAAGGUCAUUCCUGGCAGACCUGAAUUCUGUGUAGGGUGAGUGAUUCCUUCAAGGCCACCGAAGAGUGUAGAAUAUAUUCAGUAACAAAUAAAACUAGAUAGAAAUGCCAACCAUGUGAUUUCAAUUUCUUUGCAGCUUCCAGGACAAACUGUACGUCCUCUCAUCUCAGGAGGCCUUCCAAAAGUUUGCCACAAACCCAAGACUGUACCUACUCCCUCCAAUGCCCAGACCACCUUGCAGAGUGUCCAUUGUUGGACCUCCGCAGGCAGGGAAGAGCACUCUGUGUAAACUUCUUGCUAGACACUACAACGCGCAGGUGCUUGAUAUGGAGGAGUUGGUGCAGCCAGCACUGGAAAAGGUUCAACAGGAUAGGCUCAGGAAAAUCAGAGAGGAGACGACAAAGGUUGCUAUAGAGAAAAUCAAGAUGAGAGUGCAACAGGAUGAACAGAAUUUUGGUAGGUUGAGUGUGGUGAUAACAUUCAGAAACACGUGGAACAUUUUUUUUUUUUUUUACAAUUUUUGACUUACACUGCUUAGCUUAGAACAAUUUUUUUUUUUUUGUUGUUGUUGUUUUUUAUCAGUUGACACCAGAUCUGUUGAAGGUAAGAUGUUCAGAUCUUAUUUUUGCUCUUUUCAUGACUUCUUGAUUAAAGAAAAAUACAUCCAAACAAACUGACACAGAUACAUGAAGCUCAAACAAACUGAAAUUUUAAUUCAUGUAUAUGUUUUCUCCUUUUCUUAGUGACAGAAGAUCACCCUGAUGUACAAGCCAUGGUGUUCAGUGCUGUAGAAGAAGCCAAACAUAUGAGCACAAAUCCCACUGGCCUGUAUGCUGAAGUACUAGAGAAUCACAUCAAAAAGGUAAGUUAAAAUGGUCUACAUAUUUGUGUGCAUGUCUAUAUAUAUACUUGUUUAUUUAUUUAUAUAAAACUUAAAAUCUAUGGUGAUAAUACAGAUUGAGGAGGACAACACUGAUGCAGACUUCAGAACUGGCUGGGUGCUAGACAACUUUCCCAAGAACUUCUCCCAACUGAAUGACUUACAGCAGGCUGAACUCCUGCCGGAUACCUUCUUUUGUCUGAGGGACAGCGAUGGAAAUCAGAGUACGAGACAGAAACAUUUGAUCAAAAAUCACAAACAGGUGGCAAUUAGAAAAUAUUUCUAGUGUUCAUUAUAUGGUUUCAUUUUAAUGUGUUAAUCAGUUCUUAAGAGAUUAUAUGAGAAGAACAAGGCUGGAGUGGAUGAAGCUGUCAGGAAAAGGCUGCAGGACGAACGAACAGAGAAAGAGAAAAAAGCCAUGUGAGUUAAUGUGCAAUAAUUCUUUCAAGCUUCAUUUCAGAAAGUAAACUUUGUUUAUUGGUGUGUAUUUUUUUCCCAUCUGUUUAGAAACCAGCAGGAGCAGGAAUCAGAUAAAGAUGCCAAAGCUGAAGAACAGCAAACAAAUCUUGAGACAGUCACAGAAGAGAUGGAAGGUGCUGUCAGUCCUUCUAACCAAACAGGCUGUUUUUAUAGUGGUGCCCAGAUAGUAAAAAAAUAAGUCAUCAUUAUUUGUUACACUGACUUCCUUUGUAGAAAAUCCUGGACCAAUUCAAACUGCCAGUCCUGUACUCUCUGACAUCAAUGAAAAAGAAGGUGAGCUUUUCAAGAAGUAGAAUUACAACCUUCACAUACUCAAAACAAAAGUUAUUUUUAAAAUUUUGAGUCAAACUACAUAUGAGUAUUCAGACUCUAGCAACAACUUAAACAAAAGCACUGAUCUUAUAAAAUGUUGUUUCCUCUCUGUCCUUAUCUUUAUCAUUUUCUUCCCUUACCCUUGUGUUGCUAAAGCUGAGAUCCUGCCUGAUUACUGGAAACUGGGUUAUCCAGAUGGCCCUGAGAUGAAUGAUUACAAACUACAAUUGAAAGAGUUUGAGACUGCAUGGGAGCACAUGAAGUCCACUUCAACUGUGGCCCACUCAGUAUUGGAGAUUAGGGACAAAAGCCCAGAGGACCUGCUUCAAGAGAUGGUUCUAGAUAUGGAGAGUGAGUGUUUGUCAUUGUCCAGAAUUUUUGCUACCUCUAUACAAAGCUUAUAGUUUUGUUUUUUGUUUCUUUUAUCAGAAUAAAAAUUCAGGUUGCAUCUUAUUAAUUGUGUCAUUUCACAGCAAAGGUACUAUGAUAAUUUCCAUUAAUAUGGCACAAUAACCACUGCAUUCAUGACCAUUUCUACUUCAACAAAAAUAAAAAAAAGACAGACACUUCAAAACUGCAAGGAGUCAUGAACAGGCCCACCCACCUGAGCAUGUUGACAUGUGCUGCAGUGCACAUAUGACGCAAUCAGUACCGCGCAUCAAACCUUUUUUCACCAGUAUGUUAAUGAAUGACCUUCCGUUUUGAAUUAGACAGAACGUCUAAUGCAAUGUUUACCGCCACUUUCUAGAACCUUUUCAACAUAAGUCCUGGAAGCUGUCAGAGGCCGAUCAGGAUGAAGAGGCAGAGGAUUUGAAUGCCUUAGCUGAGCUGGAGAGAACUGCAGAAGAAAGCAGUGAAAGUUUUGCUGCAGAAGAGGAGGAGGAGAUUGAAGUCAGUAAAAAAGAGUGCUUUAAAUCUAAGCCCCCCCCCCCCCCUUUAACUAAAUAGCAGGUUUAUAAUCCUAUAUCUAAUUUAUGAUUAAAAAUGUGUAGUUAAAACUGUUUGUUAAAACUUAAAACAAAUGUGUAAUCGCACCUCUACCCUUCUUAUAAAGCAGGGCCUCACCUCAGCCUGGAGAUUAUUGGGUGACACCCAGCAUUUCUGCCCUGUACUCUUGAAAAACCAUAACACCUUGUGGCCCUGUACAGAUGAAAUUACAACCAAGUACCGUGAAAAAUUCUUCUACUUCUCUAGUCCAGAAGCAAGAGAUUCUUUCCUUCAGAACCCGGCAGAGUAUGUGGCACAGACUAAGCUUCUCAAGGUAUCAGCAGACACAAAAAGAUAUUUUAAAAAGUCACUGUAUGGGAAAUACAAAUUCCGAACAUCCCCCUUUGUUCUUCUUAUCCAAGCCCCCUGCCCUACGGAUACUUUUGCUUGGCCCUCGAGGAUCAGGCAAGACCACCCAUGGUGAUUGGCUGGCCAGGCAGCUCGGCAUCUUCCAUAUACAGUUCAGGGAGCAACUCCAAAUGCUCAUCAUGGCCAAGACAAAGAAAAGGGUGCCUUAUGCUGAUGAGGAGAAUUCCUCUGAGCAAUCUCCUGAGGAUUUGGAGGCACUGAUUAAGGAGGCCAAGGCGGGGGAAGAGGAGACAGAAACUGGGGAUAAUAUCGGGGCAAAUGACAUGGAGGUAGGCUCAGAUAACAUUUUCUCGGGAACGAUUUCAAACUGUUGCCCCUCAAAUUGAUGUGGUUUUUUAUGUUUUGGUGCUGUAUUAUUGAGUAUUUAUUUUUGUUUGUGUACAGCAGGAGUGGACACUAACUGAUGAGGAAGAGGCUAUCAGAGCUUACCUCUGUGACGGAGAGCCUCUGCCUCCAGAAAUCCUGGAAAAUAUCAUUGAACCAUUCUGGAAACAGGAACCAUAUUUGUAAUUGAACCCAAGAUUUUUUUUUUAAAUGCACGCUACCCUCCCCUCUCUCUAACUCUUGGGAAAAUGGUUGUCAUUAUAGGAGAUGUGCUUAUGAUGCUGUCAUGUAGAAGCUUAGAUGAGAUGAUUGACAUAAGUCUGACAUCAGUGCAUCAGGGAUGAGGCUACUUAUAUGAGCAAAUCUAGCUUAGUACAGGGACUGGACUAGUCUCUCCCUUAAUAGUAAAGAUAUAAUAAUUAACUGAAAUUACUGAUAACAAAACAUUUCACAAUCUCUCAAAAUACAUACCUUUUUUUUUUACACAAAUAACCACAAUGUACUUAAGCUCUCACCUGAUCCCACCUGAUUCUCUUCCCUGACACUCCUCUUGUAGGUCUACAGGUUUCAUUUUGGAGGGUUUCCCUCACAAUCCUGAAGAGGUGCAGUAUAUGCUGCAGCGACAACUUUUACCAGAUGUUGUGGUAACCCUGGCAGUGGAUGUUGCAGAUGUUCAAAAGCAUCUGUUGCCAAAAUACCUGGAGAAAUGGCGUGAUUGUCGCCGUCAGCUGAACUUUCUUUGUGAUCUACGAGCAAAGAAUCGAGUAAGUUAGUAUAUAUAAACAUAUAUAAGUUAGUAUAUAAGUUAGUAAGUUAGUACACAUAUAAGUUAGUAUAUAUACAUAUAUAAACAUUUUUUUCUGUGGGGCAUAGGAGGAACAGAUUGCCCACAGGAGAGCUGAGCUCAGGGCAGAAGUAAUAACAAAGGUAAGUGAGCUUGCCAUGACUUCAAGUCACAAUUUACCCAUCACUUCUUAACGUACCCUCUUAUGAACUCUUCAGUCCAGACAUCACAGCAAUGAAGAAGAUGAUGAAGAUGAAGCUUCGAGUAACAUGGAGGAUGAAAUAGAGGCCAUGUUGGAGGCGGAGUUUCCUUCAGAGGCAGAUAAUGAAGACAUGGGGAAUGCAGAGACUGAGGUGGCAGCAUCUGAAAGGCUGGAGAUGGAGAUAGAAGAGCGUUUUGUGAUGGAUGAAACUGGCCUCAUAACUGUGAUGGUACAAAAACACAAAGCAAGCUGAUUACCUGGCUAGACAUGCAUAAAUGGUUUAAUCAUCCCAUUAAAUUCUUUUAUUAUCAUUAAACCUCAGAGACAGUCAGGAGAAUUAAUUGAGCAACAUUAACAACUUGAUGAUUAUGCACGCAUUGGAUUCUACGAAUGUACACAUGUUCUUUUUUGCAUUCCUUCAUCAUCAGGGGCUCCUGAGUGAAAAAAACAUACCCAAAGUGUCAGUUGCUGUAUCUCACAAAACAAGGAUGGUUCAGUACCAGCUGCUCCAGAAAAUUCAACCUUUGGUGACCAAUAGGGAGUCACUCUUCCAAAAAUGCCAACCCAUCUCUCACAACCUGGCACAGAAGCUAUUGCUGUCCUCCUACAAGCUCCACAGUGCUUUUGGUCUUGGGGACCCUGUCGAGGUAGGAAUAAAGAUAUGGUCUUCUUUCAACAUGUUAGGCAGGAUUUUCAGUGUUUUUAGAGGUUUUAAAGUUAGUUCAAAUACAAAUACUCAUGGUUCAUUUGUGGAUGUUACCAUUUACUCUUUCAAAUUCUCUAUGCAAGUUCUUUUUUUUAUAAAACAUUGUUUAACCAACACUUCUUCCUUCUCUGCAGCAAUAUAAAAAACCAGGGUUGAUCCAGCCUUUGCAGUGGCCACUCAAUACGACAUAUCCCCUCAUAUUCCAUCAGUUUAUUUACUUCUUUGCGACUAAGGAAAAUCACAAUCUAUUCAUGUUGAACCCUUUAAAAUACCUCAAGCAGCCAAAACCUAUCCAAUCCCUCCCUCUAAAAAUAGCUAUUCUUGGACCACCCAAAUCAGGGAAAACCACUGGUAAAAACAAAUUUUUAAUUCAACACUUUCUCAAAUGUCCUCUUUUCUUUUAUCCAUUAUUUCCCUUACUUUGCUUUAUCUCAACAGUGGCACAGAUGUUUGCCAAGAAAUAUGGCUUAGCCCGGCUGUCCAUUGGCAGCGUCAUCCGAAUGGUUCUGAACACCCAGGAGCACACUGAUCUGGCCGGCCAGAUGAAAAAGCAUCUGGCUCUGGGACAUGUUGUGCCUGAUGAGCUUGCCAUUCAGUGUCUGGAGGUGGCACUCAUGAGCUCAGUAUGCAGCUCCAGAGGGUUAGAUGAGAGAAACUUAAUCUAAUUUUAACCAUGAAAAUACAGCCUGUAGAUUUAGUGUCUUGAGACAAAGAUAACAUACUUCUUUAUGACUUCUUUUAUGUAUAUUCCUGAUGCAAAGAUGAAAUGUACUUUGUUUUGUCAGGUAUGUGUUAGAUGACUUCCCAAAGACGGUAAAGCAAGCAGAGUUGAUGAGGUCCAAGAGCAUCAUUCCUAUGAUUGCAGUUGAGCUGGAGCUUGACUCAGUAGAAGUGCUUAAAAGAGGCCUUCUGGACAAGAUGAAGCCAAAUAAGUCAGAGAACAUACAAUAAAAAUAACUGUAAAUACAUGUUUUUAUACCCAGGAACCGUAAUUUGAGGAGCUGUCUUCUCCUUCUGCAGGCCUCAUCUGAUGCAUGACAGCUCCAAGAUUCUCCAUAUUCGUCACUCCUGUUACAAGCAGGAGAUGCAACCUGUGAGACAACACUUCCAGCAACAAUACCAGAACUGGAUCCUCCUGGAUGGGGAAAAGAGCCAAUGGUGGAUGUGGGACUGUAUUUUGAAGGAAAUCAGUAUCAGCAUGAGAUGUAUCAACAACUUUUUGGAAAGGAUACAAAGCAGUAAGUUCUGUGGGCUUUUCUAGCAUUUGGCAGCAAAUAAUAACUAAAAUCUGUAACAACUAAAAUGUUUAAUCUCAGAUGCAUUCGAUCUUAAUGCCUUUCAAAUUUCCCCUCAAAACAGUUUGCAAAACUUAUAAAUGCAACUGCAGUGAUCAAACAAAAACCAUAGUUUGAAGUAAAAAUUUGUAGUUAAAGUAGUUGCUCAAUUAGUUACAUACUCCAAAUUAUGUUCCAGACAGUUCUGAGUUCAUUCUCUCCAUACCUUUUAAUUUUGUAGAUCAAGCCGCCUCCAUCAACAGACUUUGCGUGCCACCCAAGGAGCUGCAGAGUCGUCUUGGAGAGUUUGGCCAGUACUGCCCUGUCUGCCUGGCCCUACAUCGACACCUGGUGGACUGCUCAGACAUUGCAGCCUUAACUUAUGCAGCUCAGUACAAAGAACACUAUUACAAGAUGUGUGACAAAGACCAUCUGGAGGUCAGUUUGGUGGAUUCGUACAAUUGAACAUAGAUGAUAAAAAUCAUAAAACACCAUUGAAGGUCAUCUGAAUUAAAUUUACCUUUUUUUGAAAAAUAACAUGUCUUGUAAUUUCUCCAAAGCGAUUCCUGGCCAGUCCACAUCAGUUUGUAGCUCCUGGCUGCCCACACUCUCUCCCCCAGCCCGAACUGCUGCCACAAAUACUAACAGAGGCCCAGGUGAAGAGCAAGUUCCCUCAGCAAGUUGAAAUGAAGGGCUUCUGCCCAGUUACUUAUCUGGAUGGAAAGCAAAGGUACAUCUUCAUCUUUAUAUACAGUAUCUUCAACUCACGGUCUGAUUGACAAAUAUAAAACUCACAUUGAAGAUACAUGUCUAAAGCCAAAACCAAGUCAGCAGCAAAAGAUUACCCUGUCAAAGGUCAACACUGUCUGCCCUCAACCCAAUGAACAUGUAAAAUAUAUUUUUUAUUUAUAUUUUUUUCUGCAGAUAUGAAGCCCUAGUUCGGGGCAAGCUGGAGUAUGCUGUGGAAUACAGAGAACUGAUCUACCUUUUUGAAACAAAGCAGAAACAGAACAAGUUUUUGAGGUGCAGAGCUUUUCUUUUUUUUUUUUUUUUUAAGCAUAUUUUUCAGCAUUUGAAAGUGCUUGUAUUACUUUUACUUUUAAUAAAGCGAGCCAAGCAUUAUUUUGACAUAAUUUGUAUUGGACUUAUGUGUGAAAUUUAAUGUUGUUGUCAAGGACUCCAGAAGCCUAUUGGGACCAGAAGCUGCCCAGUAAAGUUCUCCCUCUUUGUGAACCCAUACCCUUAACCUCCCUUCCCACAUUGGGCUACCUGGAACAGGUCAGUCACUGUAGCACACUUUAAAAAACACCAUAAUCUUAAACAAUACUGUGUGCAGCUAUUUCAGUAUUCUAUGUGCAAAGGUUUAUGAACUCUGUAUGGCUUUUGUGUAUUUUAGGGUGUGGCAGUCGCAGUCAUUAAGGCCAUGACAGCUGUUGGGUGCCUCAAACCAAAGUACCCUUUCCUCAGUAUACAAAGAUCAGCCCUUCAAUAUGUGGCCUUCUACCUUAAAGGUUGGCAAAAUGUCAUUGUUGAAUUUCCCUUUUUCUUCUUGUGUGCCCAGGUCAAACUAAACUAUCAUGUUAAGGUAAUAAAACCUGAUGACUGUCAUGUGUUUGUUUUUGUUUAUUUUACAUUUACUUUUUGUUGGAAAAAUUGUGUCCCUAUUUCUUGCAGCUUUCAACCACAAGAGCACAGAUUACACUCGCCGGAAGUACAAGAAGAAACUGGCUGUAUUUGAAGAGAACUGUGCGCUUAUUCCUUACCUGAGCUCAGCAAUGAGAGGAAACUACAGGCCUGCCAGUGAAUGUCCCAUUGACUUUGAGUUCAAACUCAGUCAGUUUGUGACCUUGGGAGGCUUGCCAGGCGCCAAUGCUGUGCUGUAA
Molecule: messenger RNA, 11565 nt
Organism: Xyrichtys novacula (pearly razorfish)
Lineage: Eukaryota; Metazoa; Chordata; Actinopteri; Labriformes; Labridae
Source: the annotation of a GenBank genome assembly